GCCCCCUCCCUUCCUCUCCCGGGCUCGCGGACUCUUUGCAGCCUCUGGUGCCUCGGGGGAUGUGAGGCCGGCGCCCCCGAUCCCUCCCUCCCCGCACCCGUCCCGUUCCCCACCAUGAGCCCCCUGCUCUGAGGGCCCCGGCCCCUGGAUGCACAGACCCGGUGCUGAUGGGACCCAGGUGAGCCCUGGCCCCCAGUAUCCCAGCCCCACUGGCACAGCCAGUUCCACCUUCUGCCCAGCACUGCCAGUCCCUCAGCUCCAGCCCAUGGACCUCAGGGUAGGGCAGAGGCCCCCUGUGGAGCCUGCGGCAGAACCAACUCUGCUGGCCCUGCAGCGCUCUCAGCAUCUGCAUCAUCAGCUCUUUCUUGCUGGCCUCCAACAUCAGCAAGUGGAACAUAUUCAGCUCUCCCUAGAGACUCCAGUGCAAGAGGCACCAGGAGGCCACCAAGAACAGGAGCUGAGGCAGCUUCUCCACAAGGACAAGAGCAAACGGAGCGCUGUGGCCAGUCAUGCUGUGAAACAGAAAUUGGCUGAAGUAAUUCUAAAGAAACAGCAGGCAGCAUUGGAAAGAACUACCCAUUCCAACAUCCCCUUCAGAACCUUGGGGUCUCUAGAAACAGAAGGAACUCCCCCCACUGUGCUGAACAGUUUCCUGCCCACAGUCCCCAGUCUGCUCAGUGACUCCCCAGAACAUUUUCCCCUGCGUAAGACAGUCUCAGAGCCCAACCUGAAGCUGCGCUAUAAGCCCAAGAAGUCUUUGGAGCUGAGGAAGAACCCACUACUCCGCAAGGAGAGCGCUCCUCCCAGCCUUCGUCGGCGCCCCACUGAGCCCCUUGGGGAUUCGUCCCCUAGCAGUAGCAGCACUCCUGUUUCAGGAUGCAGCUCCCCCAAUGACAGUGAGCAUGGCCCCAUACCUGCCAUGGGCUCUGAGGAGCUCUUGGCCCAGCGGCUUCGACUACAGGAAAGUUCAGUGGCCCCAUUUGCCUUGCCAACCGUGUCCACACUUCCUGAAAUCACCCUGGGGCUCCCUGCCACCACCCGGACUGAUGGUGACCGAAGGACUCAUCCUGCUUUGGGACCCCGGGGACCUGUCCUGGGGACCCCCCAUGGUCCCCUCUUCCUACCCCCAGGCCUAGAGCCUGAGGCAGGGAGUACUUUGGCUUCCCACCUACAACCCAUCCUCAUCCUGGAGCCCUCAAUCUCUCACCCCCCACUGCUGACUGUGCCUGGGCUUGGGCCACUGCCCUUCCCUUUUGCCCAAUCACUACUUUCCAGUGAACGGCUUGCAGGGUCAGGCCCGCAUACUCCACUGAGCCGGACUCGCUCAGAGCCCCUGCCCCCCAGUACCACUGCUCCCCAGCAGCCAGGCUCCCUGCAGUCUCGCCUGGAUUGGCUGAAACAACACUCACAGCUGAGCAAGAGGCCAGCAAAACCAAGCGAGAAGCCUCGACUUCGGCAGAUCCCCUCAGCAGAGGACCUAGAGACCAACAGCGAUGGGCCUGUCAGAGGCCCAGAGCACAGGGACCUCGGCCAUGGGAAGCCUGACGUCGGGGGUCCUGCCCCCUCCCAGCAACACCAACAGAUAUUCCUAUGGGAACAGCAACAACGGUUGUUGAGUCGGCUUCCCAGGGGAAGUUCAGGUGACUCACUGCUGUUGCCCUCUCCCCAAAGUGGACACCGGCCCCUGUCCAGGGCACAGUCCUCUCCAGCUGCCCCUGUCUCCUUGCCAACUACCGAACCACCUAGCCAGGCGUUAGUACUACCUUGUCCUGAGACCCCUGCCAGGACCCUGCCCUAUACAACUGGGUUGGUGUAUGAUUCAGUGAUGCUCAAACACCAGUGCUCCUGUGGGGACAACAGCAACCACCCUGAGCAUGCUGGCAGGAUCCAGAGCAUCUGGUCAAGGCUACAGGAACGGGGGCUCCGCAGCCAGUGUGAGUGUCUCCGAGGCAGGAAGGCUUCAUUGGAGGAACUUCAGUCAGUCCAUGAUGAGCGACAUGUGCUGCUUUAUGGCACCAACCCGCUCAGCCGACUCAAACUGGAUAAUGGAAAGCUUGCAGGGAUCCUGGCCCAGAGGAUGUUUGUGAUGCUGCCCUGUGGUGGGGUUGGGGUAGACACAGAUACCAUCUGGAAUGAACUGCACUCCUCUAAUGCAGCCCGCUGGGCUGCUGGAAGUGUAACUGACCUUGCCUUCAAGGUGGCUGCCCGAGAAUUAAAGAACGGUUUUGCAGUGGUGCGGCCCCCAGGACACCAUGCUGACCAUUCAACUGCCAUGGGAUUUUGCUUCUUCAACUCUGUGGCCAUUGCAAGCCGACAGCUACAGCAGCAGGGGAAGGUCAGCAAGAUCCUCAUUGUGGACUGGGAUGUUCACCAUGGCAAUGGAACUCAGCAAACCUUCUAUGAGGACCCCAGUGUGCUCUACAUCUCUCUACAUAGACAUGAUGAUGGCAAUUUCUUUCCAGGCAGUGGGGCUGUUGAUGAGGUGGGGGCUGGCAGUGGAGAAGGCUUCAACAUCAAUGUUGCCUGGGCUGGAGGCCUCGACCCACCCAUGGGAGACCCCGAAUAUCUGGCAGCCUUCAGAACAGUCGUGAUGCCCAUCGCCAGGGAAUUUUCUCCUGACCUGGUUCUGGUGUCAGCUGGAUUUGAUGCUGCAGAUGGACACCCCCCACCUCUGGGAGGCUACCAUGUCUCUGCCAAGUGCUUUGGGUACAUGACACAGCAGCUGAUGAGUUUAGCAGGAGGAGCCGUGGUUUUGGCCUUGGAGGGCGGCCAUGACCUCACAGCCAUUUGCGAUGCCUCCGAAGCCUGUGUGACCGCUCUGCUAGGUAACAAGGUGGAUCCCCUCUCUGAAGAGAGCUGGAAACAGAAACCCAACCUAAAUGCCAUUCGAUCUCUGGAAGCUGUGAUCCGGGUGCACAGUAAGUAUUGGGGCUCAAUGCAAUGGUUGGCCUCCUGUCCGGAUUCUUGGGUCCCCUCAGUAGCAAUGGCAGACACAGAAGAAGUGGAGACAGUGUCAGCACUGGCCUCCCUGUCAGUGGGCAUCCUGGCAGAAAAGAGGCCCUCAGAGCAGCUGAUGGAGGAAGAAGAGGAGCCUAUGAAUAUCUAAGGCUUCAGGAUAAAGCAAUCUACCAUCCACUCCUGCCCUUCAGACCUAGAUCUUCUAACCAAUGGCCACCAUGUUUAGUCCCUGAGGCUUCAGAUCCCCAAGGGUCCUGGUCUGAUGCCUGCCACUCCUGCUCCUCCCUUGACAAGUCACCCAGAAAAUUUGGGAGGAUCCUCAAGCCCGAGGGUGGGGAACAGGGGCAAGUCUCCAGAAAGGAACUAAGAGAGAUAAGGGAGUGGUGCUCAGCCACUAACCCACCCUGGGCCUCUCCUCCCAGGGCAGAUUCCUCUAGCUUUCUGGAGCAUGGCUUACUAGGACCUCUGGCUUGCAGGAGAAGACAGCUUUUUGUGGGAGUCUGACAAGGUUCUUGGCUCUCAAGCCUCAAUCUACUCCUAACCACUAUCUCCAACCAGGGGCCCCAGCCCUUUGCCACACAGCCUUCAAGGUCUGUAUGGAAAUGUGAACUCUCAAUCCUUCCUGCAGUUAGAGCUCCAGAGAAGACAGGUUCAAUGGGAGGCCCCCAGAGGUCUCCUUCCCCCUUGUGCAUGAUUAGAUAUCCUGUCAUCUCUCCACUCCAAACUUCCUGGGCUUUCAGGGAUGCCCUUGCCAGGCACUAGUAUGCAGCACAAUCUAAGAAGAAUUGCUAGUUAGACAAUUCUCCACCCCACCCCCAUCUUCAGUGCCUGGACUGUGUAUUACCUUGACUCAACCAUCUCAGUAUCCUGGGGAGUGAGCAAGCUGUCCCUCUCCCCCAAGCAGAUGGUGCCAACUCCCUUAUCUUCUCUCUGGGAAACAUAACUUAGAGGGAGCCUUAUCUUUUCCCAUCUUAAGGCUUCCAUUCAGGCUUGAUUCCUGUCCCCACAUAGAACUGCCUUAGCUGAAGGAAAGGUGAGGUGAGCUAAAGAAAAGAUGUGGGCCAGUGAGAAGGGCUGCUCCUGGGGACAUCAGCACAGGGGCUUCCUAGCUCCAGCUUGGGGCCAGAAAGUAUUUGUGUGUGUGCGCAUGUAUGUCUCCCCCACAAAACUCCUGUGUAUGUGCAUGUUUUUGUUUAAGAAAAAGAAAAAUCUGAAUAAAUGUUUAUUUGCUUUAAUACUGCACAAGA
This is a messenger RNA of Gracilinanus agilis (Agile Gracile Mouse Opossum), 4205 nucleotides long. It is a transcript of the gene HDAC7, whose product is annotated as histone deacetylase 7. Gene Ontology annotation, biological process: chromatin organization; negative regulation of transcription by RNA polymerase II. The transcript has 26 exons. Gene Ontology annotation, cellular component: histone deacetylase complex. The coding region runs from base 149 to 3106 and encodes 985 amino acids. Gene Ontology annotation, molecular function: histone deacetylase activity. The record is from RefSeq and is a predicted model, not a curated record. Lineage: Eukaryota; Metazoa; Chordata; Mammalia; Didelphimorphia; Didelphidae.